This is a messenger RNA of Cyphellophora europaea CBS 101466, 1572 nucleotides long. RefSeq lists its product as uncharacterized. Gene Ontology annotation, molecular function: aspartate kinase activity. Gene Ontology annotation, biological process: amino acid biosynthetic process. Bases 1 to 1572 code for a protein of 523 amino acids. The transcript has 3 exons. Lineage: Eukaryota; Fungi; Ascomycota; Eurotiomycetes; Chaetothyriales; Cyphellophoraceae. The record is from RefSeq and is a predicted model, not a curated record.
AUGACCUCGACACCCCUCACCAAUGGUCGCUGCACGCCAUCUACACCACAAACGUCUGUGCCGACAUCGGGUACCAAUGUCCUUAAGUUUGGAGGGACCAGUGUCGGCAAGUUCCCCCAGGCCAUAGUCAACGUUGUCAAGCAGUCGUUGCUUGACGGCGAUGUCGCGAUCGUGUGCUCCGCACGGUCGAGCAGUACCAAGGCUGCGGGCACCACCAACAGACUACUACGAGCAGCCUCCGAGGCCGAACACCACCGAGAUUAUACGCAACUAAUAGAAGCCGUCCGGGUCGAUCACAUCGAAAGCGCGAAUGCCUCAUUGCGCGACCUCGAGAUCCGCUCACGACUGAUACAAGAGAUUGAAGAAGAAUGCGACCAUGUUUUACGCAUACUAGAAGCUGCCCAGACACUCGGCGAGACAAGCCCACGGUCGAGAGACAAAGUCAUGAGUGUUGGAGAGAAGCUCAGUUGUCGGUAUAUGACUGCUAUGCUGCAAGAUUCCGGUCUAUCGGCCGAGUACGUUGAUCUAGCGGACGUUGUCGAUUUCAAGGUCUCCCAAAGUCUUGACCAAGACUUCUACGAUAACAUCGCCAUACGGCUAGCGAGGCGGCUGGAGUCCAUGGCUGGGAAGGUGCCGGUCAUUACAGGUUACUUUGGUGCUAUUCCCCGAGGUCUGCUUAUGACGGUUGGUAGAGGCUAUACCGAUCUGUGCGCGGCGCUCGUCGCGGUGGGAAUCCAAGCCAAGGAACUGCAAAUCUGGAAGGAGGUGGAUGGUAUUUUCACAGCGGACCCGCGGAAAGUGCCUACUGCCCAACUCAUUCCACAGAUCACCCCCGCAGAAGCAGCGGAGUUGACAUUUUACGGCUCCGAGGUGAUCCAUCCAUCUACCAUGGACCAGGUCAUCCGAGCAAGAAUACCAAUUCGGAUCAAAAACGUCAUGAAUCCCAGGGGAGGCGGCACUAUCAUCUAUCCCGAUGCGCCGACACGGCUAGGUAUCGACUCGCCGAAUUACCCGCCGAGCUUGUUCCGUUCUCGAAGUUCCAGCGGACAGUCCCAUAAGAUCGGGCCCAAGAGACCAACGGCUGUCACACUGAAACACAAGAUCCUGGUCUUGAACAUUCACUCGAAUAAAAGGGCUCUAUCUCAUGGGUUCUUUGCGGGAAUAUUCUCAACCUUGGACAAGUGGAGGCUGUCAGUAGAUGUCAUCUCCACUAGCGAAGUUAACAUCUCACUGGCCCUGCACUCGGAAGCACCGCUGUAUACCGGAGGCGGUGACAACGAGUACGAGAUUGUGGAUCAGGAUCUGCGUGGGGCCAUCGAAGAGUUACGUCAAUUUGGCGCCGUCGACAUUGUGCCUGACAUGGCCAUCGUCAGCCUGGUGGGCAAGCAGAUGAAGAACAUGAUGGGCAUUGCAGGCAAGAUGUUUGCUACACUAGGCGAGCACAACAUCAACAUUGAGAUGAUAUCUCAAGGCGCCAGCGAAAUCAAUAUAUCGUGCGUGAUCGAAGAGCGAGACGCCAACCGAGCACUGAACACGCUACACACGAAUCUUUUUACCUUUUUGGAUCCAUAG